AGCAAAUUGGAAGCGUUGUAUUUAUUUACCUAAAAUGGCGUCUCCCCUCGAGAUGCCUAAUAGGCCGCCGCCUGUUUACACAAGUUAGAUUUGAAAGUCGGCAUGAUAGGAUCGACAUGUAAACAGAAGACUUGUUUGUGUUCAGUAUUGUGUGUUUUAAUUAUUUUUUUUCUUAUUUCUUUAAGGAGCCCUUUCUGGUAACCUCAAAGACGGAGUCACGUGAUGAAUGCCCUUCUCCAAUAGCCAGCACUUCAUUAGCACCAGUUGGUGAGUGGGGAAGGCAACCAGACAAAACAAACGCGUGGUUACGGAUUAGAGAAGCAGGGCGGUCCUGAACUCGUACUGUGCUGCUGGACUUUCUCCUAGGUGCUCAUGACUUGUCCUUUGCAUGCAUGUGAAAAACAUUUGUAUUUUUCUCUCUUCUGACCAGCAACUGGGUAAGUCCAUACACAUUUUGGUUUGCUGGGCUAAUAAUAUCGAGCCACAUCAGCUCACCCUGAUCAUUUUAAUCGAGUGUGUUGAGAGAUCAAAUGCAAGUUGGACAUGCAGCGAGCCUCGUGGACGGAGCUGGACAUGAGCGCAUUAACUUCGUCUUUUUUCUUUGCACAUCCUCUCCUUGUUGACAUGACGAGGGCGGGCUGAGCGAACGUGUCAGCGAUGGGCCGCAAGUUGGAUUUGUCCGGCCUGAGCGACAAUGAGGCCGAGCACGUGCUGCAGGUGGUUCAGCGCGAUAUGAGGCUGCGCAAGAAAGAGGAGGAGCGACUCAGUGAACUGAAGCAGGCGCUGGACGAGGAGGGCAGUCGCUGCCUGCUGCUGUCACGCCAGCGCUUCUUCAACCAGCGCUGCUGCAUCCGCUGCUGCACCCCCUUCAGCUUCGUGAUCAACCCCAAGCGGCAGUGUCGUGACUGCCUGUACAACGUGUGCAAGGCCUGCAGGCUUUACAGCAAACCUGACAAAGCCUGGCUCUGCUGCGCCUGCCAGAAGAGCAGGUUGUUAAAGAAACAGUCAUUGGAUUGGUUCUACACGCACGUGAAAGGACGCUUCAAACGCUUCGGCAGCGCCAAAGUGCUGAAGACCAUCUACAGGAGACACUUGGCUGAGCACAGUCCAGUUUCCGAGCUCACAGAGGCGAGUACCUACGAGGAGAGCAUCUGCAAUGAAGGCAGCGUCUGUGACAGUGACACCACCUUCUACAGACAAACUAAAGAGCACAGCAUGGCAGAGACGCUCACUGUGGCCUUCCGGGUGGCGGAGGAGGCCAUAGAUGAGGCCAUUUCCAACGCAGAGAUUGAUGCUACCAGUCAGGAGAAUCAGAAUGAAUCCCAUUACCUUCGUCAGCACAGAGGAGAGCUCAUUCAGGAGCUGGCCAAAACAAUCAUGCAAAAAAUCAUUUCCAAGAGGAAGAUCUUGCCUGACAUGGAGCACGAGGACGAGCAAGAAGGAUCGCUGGAGCCCAACGUCCACCGCCGUGGCGACCAGGUUGGCGGAAGCUUUAAACACCUCAAAGGCCUCUGGAGGUCACAGUCUGCCUUCUCACUGAUUGACAACAACCGAGACGCUCGUCAGACAUCACCUAAGGGAGGAGGAUCUGUCGUGUCUCCUUGGACCAGUGUUGAGCGUUUGGAAAACGCUGGGAUGCCCUCUGUGUUGAAGAGUCCAGACGGCAACUGGAUCGCCCUGCAGAGCGCUCAGCUGUCGCGGCCGAGCCUGCUGGCCAAGAGGAAGAGUCUCGUCUACAGCGCCUUGGAGAGAGAGUCCGGAGCGGUGUCCGCUUACGAGGGCAUGGAUUCUGACAACGAGGGCAAACCUGAGUUAGACUCCUCCUGGGGAGCUAUACUCCAGGGGUUCCACAGGAAGUUGACGGCUUCCAAAGUUCGUCGGGAUGCUCGGUCAGACUCCGAGGGGAAGAUUUCAAUGUCUCCGGUGGCUCUCGUUAAGAGGCCGCUGACGGAGGACAGACGGCCAUCGUCUAAAAGGACCAGCAUCAUCGACAUCACCUUCAAAGAGAAUGCCGCUGCGGAUGCGAGUGAAGCGGUAUCUGGAAAAGCUAAGAGAUCGCGAAAAAAGAGAAGAAGCAAAAGAAGAGCCACAUUAUCUGGACCUCUUCUCAUGGAUUAUAACAGGAAAGAUGUCCAUUCCUGUUCUCCAUCCGACGCCGACACCCCUGACACUUUGACACCUGAUGCCGUGACUCCUGAAGUCAAUCAAGUCGAGCAGGAAAACGUCUCCAAGCCCAUAGUCAGCGAUGACGAUGACGCGCAGGGGAACGAGAUGAGAAGCCAAGAUGAUGAUGAUGACAACAUAGACUUGGGGAAAGGCAAAGCAGAGGAUGAGAAAGUAGAGGGGGAGGAAGAGGAGGAGAUCAAAUCUAGGUUGUACAAGCUGGUGGCAAAGUCCAGACUGGCGUACUUCUCGUCCACCGACGAUGAACUUGACCGAGCGGGAAGAAGUGAGGAGGACCGAUGGAGCGAUGGUCAGGAAGAGACCAAAGGACUCGCACACCAGCUCAGCCAACUGGAGAAGGAAGUCCGAGCCACAAUGUUGUCCUCCACAGAGGAGGAGCUUGACCGUCUCACGGAUGAGGAGGAAAACAAGGAAGAGGAGGAGGAAGAAGAGCCGCUGGAGGUGAAACUAUGCCGCUUGGCCAAUCAAGCGGCCGUCACUCAGUUUUCAUCCACCGAGGACGAGCUGGACCGCGAGGAGGCCGCUCAUGAGGAGACGCUGUGGAAGCUGCAGGAGGAUAAGGCGGCGCAGGCCUCUCAGGUGCGCCACUUGGCCAGUCUAGUCAGUGCCUCGCAGUUCUCCUCCACCGAGGACGAGCUAGAUCGUGUUGGCGAGGACGAGGAACUAUGGCGGGAAAACCUGAGAGAGAAACCUGCAGAUGAAGCAAUGAGUGAAGAGCUUUCAGAUGCAGCAGUGGAAGACAAAGACGUCCGGAGGGACAGCAUUGGGAAGUGGGAGAGCGAGGAGGAAGAUGUUGACUUUGACAAAAUCAUCACCAGCAUGUUGACAUUGACGCUGCAAGAUUUGCAGGAACACGCCAAGUCUGAAGAGAAGACUGACGUGAAGGGUGCGGAGACUGAAGAAGAGAGGAAAGAUGAGACGGUGGCAAACGUGGAAAGGAAGGACGCGGAGCAGAAUCAGCAUAUAAGGACAGAUGAUGAGGAUGAAAAGACAGACCAGAACAGGAAUAAGGACGCAAAGACAGACAAUGAGAAGCAUGUGGACUCAAAAAUGGAUGAGGACAGCGAUGAGAACGUAAAGACAGAUGAGAAUCUAGUUAAUGAGAAGAAAGAGGACGAAAAGACAGACAAGAACCGGGGCCAGAAUGUGAACAUAGACAAGGACGGCAACGAGGCAAUUGGAGAUCCGAAAGAGGACACACCGACAGACCAGGACAUUAACCAAGAUGCAAAGUCAGAAAAUGUGAGGACAGAGCAAGAGAACUGGAACAAGGAUGAAAAGAAUGAGAAAGAGAGGACAAUUGACACCAUGACAAACGAGGAAAGCAAUGAAGACGCAAAGACAGACGAGGGCGGGAGCAUGAACGGAAAGAUGGACGAGGAGACGAGCCAUGUGAUGAAAGAGGAAACAAAGACAAGUGAGAACACAGAACUGGACACGCAGACCGAGGAGAAGAACGAGAAGGAGCAAAACACGACAAAGGACCACGACAACAACACAAUGACCAAUAAGGAAAGAAAGGAUGACAUAAAGAAAGACAAAACAAGUCACGAGGAUACAAAGACCACUGAUGAGAGGAAAGAAGAUGAGAAGACCGAAAAGGAACAGAACAAACUUGGAAACACAGACGACGACGGGAACAUAAACACUGACCAGGAGACAGACGAUGAUAAGACAGGUGAGAAUGGGAACAGAAACGCCAAGGCAGAUGAGACAAAAGAUGCCUCAAAGUCAGACAAGGACUGGAGCAAGGCAGAUGAGGGCCUGGAGAGCAACAAGACAACAGAUGGUGAGAAGGAAGAGGACUCAAUGAUAGACAAGAUCAAGAAUGCAAAGGAAGGGGAGGAGAGGGAAGUUGAAGCAAAGAUAGGCAAGGACUGGAAGAAGGCAUCUGAAGAUCCCAAAGAGCACACGCAGACAAAUGACAACAGGAAUGAGGCUGGAAAGUUAAACAAGGUAGCCGAGGGUCUGACAGAGCACGCAAAUUCAGACGGGAACAAGGAUCUGAAGACAAUCAAGGAGACGGAUGAUGAGAUGAAAGAGGAUGUGGUAGCCGAGAAAGAUGAGAGUAUCAAGACAACUGAGAAAGAAGUUGCAAAUCAGGUCUGGGAAGACCUCGCAGAGAAGCAAAUUAUAGGGGAACCCACAGAAACACACAAAAGUGAUGAUCUUUUGUUCAGUUGUCCGCCUGGUGGACAACAGGAACUAGUGGUGGCGGCCAAAGAUGACGAGGAUGGAAGAGGAAACGUGGCCGCCAUGGAUGAUGGGCUGUUGCCGGAGGAGAUCAGAAAGAGGUACUCAGCAGCAUCCCUGUGCAGCAUCACAACGGAGGUCCUGAAGGUUCUGAAUGCCACAGAGGAGCUACUUCAGGGUGUGGAGGGCCGGGAGGGCUGCCGGUCUUUUGCCCCUGCUUUGCCUGCCGACGCUGACCCCAAGAAACUGGAUCAGCAGCUCUUUGCACUGGAAGAGAAAGUGUACGUGGCGGCGGGCUCGGUCUACGAGGUGGAGGCUGAGCUUGGCGAGCUGGAGGAGCGCGCCAGGGGCAUCUCCAGCAGCACAUCUGACACGGAGCUGGUUUUCCUGGAGGAGCAAGUUGCGUCAGCCGCCACCCGGGUUCAACAGUCGGAACUACAGAUCAGCGACAUCUCGGCGAGGAUCGCAGCGUUGAAGAGCGCCGGUCUGGAUGUGGACCCGCAGUCCCGCUCCGCCAAGGCUAGGACGGUCCCGGUCAUGCCUCUCACGCUGAGCUCAUCUCGACAGCUGAGACGACGACUGCCGGCGCUUCCGCGCACGGAGGACAACAAAAGCUGAUUUCAGGAGCAAGAUGUUCUGCAGUGCCUUCUUUACUCUUGCCUACUGUUUGUUGUUCACUUGAAAGAAAAAACUAGAAAAUCUAGCAAAUUACUUUAAACACUUUUACAGUAGUGCAGUGCUUCUCAAUUAUUUUCUGUGAUGCCCCCCUUAGAGAGAAGAAAGCAUUUUGCGCACCUCCUCCAUGUUAUUAACAUUAGAGAAAACAAAAAAUAAUGAUAAUAAAGUUCAAUAUUAUCUAUAUAUUAUAUUAUUAUAAUAUCUGUUCAAUAUUUUUCCACUGCACUUUUUAUCAGCUGUUCUGUCUGUGUUGUCUGCUCGUGUUGGCUCGUUCAAAAGACCGGAUCUUUUCAGUGAAAGAGUGAACGAAUUCCUUUUAUCAGUUCAUAUGACUUCAACCAGUAGGUGUCAGUAAUGCGCAUGAAAGCUGGUGCCACUUCACUGGAAGACAAAACGAAGAAGAAAAUGACGUAACUUCCUGUUCACGAACGAGUCGUGAAUUGUUUGUUUAAUUUAGGAUCCCUAUUAGCUAUGGCCAUGCCAACGCUACUCUUCCUGGGGUUCUUGCAUUUCCCGUUCAACAACUGGACGGAUCUGUGAGUAAACGAGUAAGUGAGUGAUUUCCAGUUCCUCGCCAGAACGGAUCAGUGAGGGAACGAAUCCUGACUUUCCCGUUCGCGAACGAGUCAAGGGCUCAACUGCCUUCCUUCCCAUUCGUGCAUCAGCGGAUCAGUCAGUGAACGUGUUGCAAUUUCACAUUAGAUUGAUGGUUUGAAAUCAACUGUUUAAAUAAAAAUUUGUUAAAACUUG
Syngnathus typhle (broad-nosed pipefish) is the source of this 5805-nucleotide messenger RNA. Its product is annotated as rab effector MyRIP-like. Gene Ontology annotation, cellular component: cortical actin cytoskeleton. Gene Ontology annotation, biological process: intracellular protein transport. The record is from RefSeq and is a predicted model, not a curated record. NCBI's taxonomy places the organism in Eukaryota, Metazoa, Chordata, Actinopteri, Syngnathiformes, Syngnathidae. Gene Ontology annotation, molecular function: myosin binding; small GTPase binding; actin binding. The transcript has 18 exons. The coding region runs from base 658 to 4995 and encodes 1445 amino acids.